UGGAGUAGGAGUCAGUGCUUCCAGUGAUUUCCUGCCACAAACAAGACCCUUUUUAGGUGACCCCACAAGCCUAGUUUUGGCCAACAUUUUUGAAACAGAUUUUCAAGGACGAGAUCUUGUACCAUGGAUUAUAAGCUUAGAAUCUGAUGAUAUUUCCUGUACACACACACACUGGAUGAUAAAGCCAUAAAGCUAUAGCAAGCAACGGAAUAAUCAGGUCUCGUUUCAUAUCAUGAGAAACAAGUGAAAGAAAGAGUGACAUGUACUAGUGUGGAGAGGAGAACUAGUCCUCAUCUUUUGUUCGUAAAACAACCAAACUCUUCUUAUUGAGAAGAAAAAGUUUUAUCAUCUUUUUUGUUUUCUGUUUGUUUCUCUAGGUAGCUAGCUUUUUAUUGUCUCUUCAUAUAUCCAAGAAAAAACAACUUAGGUGGAGGAUAUUCAUAUUUUAAAUUAGAGAAAAGGGUGUCGAAAGUUGAGAAUAUAUAAGAUCAAAUCCAUUAAAGUAAGGAAAUGAUUUGAUAAAGAGGAUAUUUGCAUGGAGGGUACUCAUCAUCAGCAGCAGCAGCAGCAUCACCAUAGAAUUGGAGAAACUACUGGGUUAUCAGCUGCUGAUUCAGGCCCUUCAUCAAAUCAUCACCAUCAUCAAUAUCCAUCGUCAUCUGUCUUUCAUGGGAUCAACUCUCCUACUACAACCUUCUUCAAUCAACAAGGUGCUUCCUUUGAUUUUGGGGAGUUGGAAGAAGCAAUCGUUUUCCAAGGUAUUGAUCAACAGAUUCGAAAUGAUGCACCUAAGAAACCUUUUCACACUUCAUCAAGACCAGCAACUGCUACACUGGAUAUGUUUCCUUCAUGGCCAAUGAGAAUCCAACAAACUCCUCCUAAAGGAAGUUCAAAAUCAGGAGACGAGAGUACUGAUUCAGGAUCUGCUCAGAAUACUAUUUCUUGCAAAGCUGAUUCUUAUAAUCAUCAUCACCAUCAUCAUCAAUUUGUACCAGGUUCUCCUAUCAGUACUAGUGUUAAAGUAUUUGAUCAAAGCCAGCAAACACAAGAUUAUCAAAAGCAGCAGCAGCAACAACAAUUACUGAAGAUGGCAAGUGAUGUGCCAAGAAAUGGUGCAGCUGGGCCACAACAAAAUCAACAACAACCAAAAACAUCAGAAAAGAGAAAAGGACCAGCUAUUUCUAAUUCAGAUAAACUUGAUGCAAAGACACUUAGAAGAUUAGCUCAGAAUAGAGAAGCAGCAAGGAAGAGCAGACUUAGAAAAAAGGCUUAUGUACAACAACUAGAAACUAGUAGGAUCAAGCUUACGCAGAUAGAACAAGAUCUUCAAAGAGCAAGAUCCCAGGGUUUGUUCUUAUCAGCUGGAGUUGGUGGAAACGGAAAUCUUAGCUCUGGUGCUGCUAUGUUCGAUAUGGAAUACACUAGAUGGUUAGACGAAGAUCAUAGGCAUCUUACUGAGCUUCGAUCAGCAUUACAUUCACAGUUACAAGAUGGUGAUUUAAGGAUGAUACUUGAUGGAUAUUUAGCACAUUAUGAUGAGAUCUUUCAUCUCAAAAUUGAUGCUGCUAAAUGUGACGCUUUCCACCUUAUUAAUGGAAUGUGGACUACUCCUGCUGAACGUUGCUUCCUCUGGAUGGGGGGCUUUCGUCCUUCUGAUAUCCUCAAGAUAGUACUGCCCCAAGUAGACCCUUUAACGGAGCAACAGUUGAUGGGAAUUUGUGGACUUCAACAAUCUUCGCAGCAAGCUGAGGAAGCUCUUUCUCAAGGUCUAGAACAGCUUCACCAAUCAUUGGCCGAGACCAUUGCCGGUAAUUCUCUCAAUGAAUCUGCAAAUGUCGGGAAUUAUAUGGGGCAAAUGGCUAUUGCAUUGGGAAAACUCUCAAAUCUUGAAGGCUUUGUUCGACAAGCUGAUAAUCUAAGGCAACAAACACUUCAUCAAUUGCGAAGAAUUUUGACGGUUCGACAAGCAGUUAGAUGUUUCUUGGCUAUCGGGGAAUAUUACAAUCGACUACGAGCCUUAAGCUCACUCUGGGCUUCUCGCCCGCGAGAUCACCUGAACAACUUGAUUAGUGAUGAUAACUCAUGCCAAACAACAACUGAACUACAAAUGGUUCAAACACCACAUGGUUCACACAACCCUUUUUCAGCAUUCUGAUACUGGUUCCAUAUUUAAGAGAAGAUUUCUCCAUUUCUUCCAUUGUAUCAUCACUAUUUACUUAGAGAAAGAUUCACCUAUGUAAAAUGUAUAAAAUCAAUUUCUCAUGCCUUA
Papaver somniferum (opium poppy) is the source of this 2269-nucleotide messenger RNA. RefSeq names its product transcription factor TGA2.3-like. Gene Ontology annotation, biological process: regulation of DNA-templated transcription; DNA-templated transcription. Gene Ontology annotation, molecular function: sequence-specific DNA binding; DNA-binding transcription factor activity. The record is from RefSeq and is a predicted model, not a curated record. Bases 536 to 2155 code for a protein of 539 amino acids. The transcript has 13 exons. NCBI's taxonomy places the organism in Eukaryota, Viridiplantae, Streptophyta, Magnoliopsida, Ranunculales, Papaveraceae.